Pseudoliparis swirei is the source of this 2198-nucleotide messenger RNA. RefSeq names its product hexosaminidase A (alpha polypeptide) (gene hexa). The transcript has 14 exons. Gene Ontology annotation, molecular function: beta-N-acetylhexosaminidase activity. The record is from RefSeq and is a predicted model, not a curated record. NCBI's taxonomy places the organism in Eukaryota, Metazoa, Chordata, Actinopteri, Perciformes, Liparidae. Gene Ontology annotation, biological process: ganglioside catabolic process; glycosaminoglycan metabolic process; carbohydrate metabolic process. Gene Ontology annotation, cellular component: membrane. Bases 34 to 1650 code for a protein of 538 amino acids.
UUGACAGUGCAGUUUUACUUUGAGAAGAGGAACAUGGAAACUAUGGGUUUGGUUAGUUUCGGACGGUAUAUUUGUUCACAUUUGUCUUUGCUACUACUAAUUGUCCUCCCGCUUGGCCAACACACUGUGGAGGGAGUCUGGCCAUUACCUCAGACGUUUACCUCCUCGAAUGAGCAAUACCCCGUGAACCCACAAGCCUUCUACUUUGGAUACGGAAGACAAUCGGCCGCACAGCGGGGCUGCUCGGUUUUGGAUGCUGCGUUCAUCAGAUAUUACUCUCUUAUUUUUCCAGACUACACUGGAAAUGAUGUUCUGCGAUUCUUUGAGGAUAAACCAUUUCAUAUUGAGAUCAAUGUUGACCAUGAUGAUUGUGAGAGUUACCCACAUGAAGACUCAUCUGAGAAGUACAAUCUGAGUGUCUCUGCUGGACAAGCAUCACUGAAUGCGGAAACUGUGUGGGGUGCAGUAAGAGGUCUGGAAACCUUCAGUCAGCUGGUGUAUCAAGAUGAUUUUGGUUCAUAUUUUGUGAACCAGACUGAGAUUGACGACUUCCCCCGGUUUCAGUUCAGGGGAAUUUUGUUGGACACUUCACGUCACUUCAUACCAGUGCAUGUCAUUUUAAAAACUUUGGAUGCAAUGGCCUACAGUAAGUUCAAUGUGUUUCAUUGGCACAUUGUUGAUGACCCCUCCUUCCCUUACCAGAGCCAGACCUUUCCAGACCUUUCCCGUAAGGGGGCUUUCCAUCCAAUGACUCACAUCUACACACAAUCAGAUGUGAGAAGAGUGAUCUCACAUGCCAGGCUGUGGGGAAUUAGGGUUAUUCCUGAGUUUGAUUCACCCGGUCACACCAAAUCAUGGGGAAAAGGGCAGCCUGACCUGUUGACCCCCUGCUACAGUGGGGCCACUCCUUCAGGUGCUUUUGGUCCUGUAAAUCCAACGUUACCCUCCACCUACAAGUUCAUGGCGACACUAUUGAAGGAAGUGUCAUUGGUGUUUCCUGACUCCUAUAUCCACUUAGGAGGGGAUGAGGUGAACUUUUCUUGCUGGAAAUCCAACCCGGAUGUUCGAGCAUUCAUGCAGAAGAUGGGAUUUGGAGUUAGUUUCACCAAACUGGAAGCAUUCUACAUGGAGCACAUUAUGAAUAUCACUUCAUUACUCAACAAGACAGCUAUCGUCUGGCAAGAUGUGUUUGACUACCAUGAAGUAAUUCCUAAGGACACAGUGCUGCACAUCUGGAAGGGUACCCCAGCUAAUUAUAAGAGAGAGCUCAGCAAGAUGACCAAAGCUGGCAUGAGGGUCCUGCUGGCUGCCCCUUGGUACAUCAACCACAUUUCCUAUGGCCAGGACUGGCGUAACUACUACAACGUGCAGCCACUGAACUUUUCUGGUACUGCGGAACAGAAGAAGCUGGUGAUCGGAGGUGAAGUCUGCAUGUGGGGGGAGUAUGUUGAUGCCACCAAUCUCACUCCACGUCUUUGGCCAAGGGCAAGUGCUGCAGCAGAGAGACUUUGGAGUGAUGAGAAGCAGACCUCCAGUGUGGACAAGGCAUUUCCUCGCUUGCAGGACUUUCGCUGCAAGCUCGUGAGGCGUGGCAUCAGAGCAGAGCCUCUGUAUGUUGGACACUGCAAACAUGAGUACCAAGGUGUUUGAAGAUGUUGGAUGGGUUAACAAUGCAAGGUUUUUACAGGGAAUGAAGCUCAAAGCUGCCUUUAAAAAAAAAACUGUGACAUUUAUAUAUUGUUUCUAUAUAGUAUAUUAAAAACAGUAUUCAGACAUUAAAAUGUUUUCUCAGGGACUUAUCUCAUUACAUAGACACUCAAUCUUCUUUUGCAUUAACUGUAGUUAUUUAGUAAUGUGCAUUAAUAGUUCCGAGAAGUACCAACCAUGAAAAUGUGGUAUGGGGGAAGUGAAGCUAACUGUUGCUAUGUUUAUUUUGAUACAUUAGGUGUGGAUCAUUUAUAUGGAUUGCAAUCAUUUGAAAAUCAUUAAUAUCUUUGGAUUGGUGAAAUCAUGUAGAUAUUUAUUGUACAUAUAUCUACAUAUACAUAUACACAUUUGAGGCUAAUUGGAGGGAGAAGGUGUAUAUAAGAAGCUAAUGUAGUUGGUUUUGAGAGACUGGUGGGAACUGGUUGGUGAUGCCGAAUCUUUGCUGUGGUGUUAAACUGUGAAAGAAUAAAUUAAGCUUCAUCUGAAAUCUC